AUGGCUGCCACCUCCCAGUUUGCCAAUCGGUACAAGAAGGAUCUGAGUAUAGAAACACUCAGAACGAAAGUUGCUCGCAGGAAGUCGAUGCUUCAGAAGGAGAACAGGCACAAGUUGUUUGAAAAGGGCAGGCACUUUGGGUUGGCAGAUGUCAAUGUUCAGCUGUCCAAAGAGAAGGGAAUAGCUCACCUAAAUGAGACAAGUGAAACAGCUUCUCAAGAGAAGAGCAGUGUAAAACAGAAACAAUCUACAGAUGCAGCCACCAAGAGGGUUAAUGAACGCAGGGAGAUGCUCCAGCGCUAUAAAGAGGAAAAGGAACUGAGGAAAAUGAGAGAGCAAAGAGAGAAAGAAAAAAAGGGUGUGUUUAAAGUUGGGUUGUACAAACCAGCUGCUCCUGGAUUCCUUCCUGUGGUACCGGAGAAUCCAGUGACAGUGAAGCCAAGAGAGAAGGCAGCUCCUGCUUUCUCAGGGAGGAUUACUCGAUCAAAGGCCAAGAACCAAGAAGAAAAAUCUGUGAUACCAGCUGCAUCCAAGCACCCCACGGUCUGUGACAAGGGGCAAUGCGUGCACCCUACACGAGCAGGACGUAAACAGAUGGGUACAGACAAAGCAGCUGAAAAAGGGAAAGUGUUGCAGACUGCAGUCCAGACAAGCUCAAAUGUAAGGAUCACCAGAGCAGCCUCCUCUGCAGCAAGGCAGAUGCUGAAGACAACAGCUACUGCUGGUAACCAGCCACAGAGAAAGCCAGCAAAUGUAGGAAAGCAGAAGAAAGGAGUCAAACCUGGCAUCACAGAGGUAAUUCCUUCUAAACAAGAAGUGGAUGAAAAUGCUCAACUGGAUCCAGUGAUGAAAGGCCCUGCAGCUGAUUCUAAACAUUCAGUGUCAGUAGAACUUCAACAGGAACAGACCUCAACAGAAAGCAAGACCAAUUCUGCACCAGGGAGACCCGGAACACGUUCUUUUGCACCUCAAAACUUCGUGUUUCAGCCUUUAAGCGGAUUAGCAACCUACAAAGUUACACCCAUGACUCCUUCUAGGGCAAAUGCAUUUUUGACACCUCGUGCCUUCUGGGAUUUUUCCAAGUCUCCAGUUAAUAUUCUUGAAAAAUCCAGUGAGACUAAGGCACAAGAGCUUAAUUUUAAAAGUCCAGUUUCACCUGCUGGUAAAGGCAGUCAAAAACAGCAAACCCCUAAAAUUCUGAAAGGAGGAAAAGGUAAGAACGAAUCAGAUGAGAAAAAUUCCAUUCAGAAAUCAAAUGAAACAACUCCUGUCUCUACAGAUAUAACAGCACUUGAAAUGAAGUCUGAUGAUGUAAUAGAGCAAGAGCAUGAUGUGCCUUAUUUCAGAAAUAUUCUUCAGUCUGAAACAGAGAGGCUGAUGUCUCAGUGCCUCCAGUGGGAUGGAAAACUUGAGCUGGACAUUCCAGAGGACGCUAAAGAUCUAAUUCGCACCACAACUGGUCAGACAAGGCUGCUCAUAGCAGAAAGAUUCAAACAGUUUGAAGGUCUGGUGGAUAACUGUGAGUUUAAACAAGGUGAAAAAGAAACAACGUGUACAGACUUGGAUGGAUUUUGGGAUAUGGUUAAUUUUCAGAUAGAAGAUGUGAAUAAAAAGUUUGAUAAUCUGAAGAAGCUUCAAGACAAUGACUGGCAACCAUUUGAUGUCCCAAGCAAAGCAAUUGUCAAGAAGAAGACUAUUCCAAAGGGAGUGUCCAAACCAAAGCUGGGAGCAGCUGGAAGAGCUGCUGCCCGAAGCCGGCUUGCUGCUGUAAAAGCAGCUAUGAGGAAUAAAAUGAAGCCUGAGGAAGGUGCUGCUUGUGCCCAUCAGGAGAUGCCACCAGAGGUAGAAACAGUGGUUUUUGAUGCAGGAUUCUUCAGAAUUGAAAGCCCUGCAAAAAUCUUUCCAGGCUUGGUUUCAAAGACACCUCAAAGAUCUUGCCAGCAGACUUCUGAAAAACUGACAACUUCAAGAUCCUCCAGCAGAGCUUUGCUUCAGUGUGUCCCUUCUGUUCCUUGUAACCCUGAGGAUACAACUGCAAAACAAACAACACCAGUGCUAAAAGGCUUCCACCCAGCACAACAUUUGAAUAUGCACCUAUUUCCCACUGGAAAAACUCCCCCACUGGAAAAACUCCCCGAUUGUUUUCUUGAACCAAGCAAUUCUGUAGUUGAAGAAGAACACUGUCCUGGCACAGCAGAGGGAGCUGGGGUGCUGGAAAAUUCUAACAGUGAAGUAAACAUGGAUGGGAUGGAAGAGAUGGAACUUUCUGCUGCAGAACAAGGACAAGAUAUUGUCAUGUGCAGUCCAGAGGAGCAGACCUGUACAGAGACUAACUUUGCUCAGUCUGGAGAUCAAACAGAUGUUUCAUGUAGUGAUUUGACGUCCCUUGGCAGAAAUCCUUGUGAUGUGCCCAUGCUGGAUGCUGAGCUUCCCUUCACUCCAGUCAAGAGCAAAGCCCAGAAGUUUGCAGCAGCUGAAGCUUUCACUGACCUUAUUGUAUUUUCUCCCCUUUCUCCCUCUGGGGAAAAAUGA
Molecule: messenger RNA, 2532 nt
Organism: Chaetura pelagica (chimney swift)
Lineage: Eukaryota; Metazoa; Chordata; Aves; Apodiformes; Apodidae
Gene: DLGAP5
Product: discs, large (Drosophila) homolog-associated protein 5
Exons: 18
Coding region: 1-2532 (843 amino acids)
Biological process (GO): kinetochore assembly; chromosome segregation; mitotic spindle organization
Cellular component (GO): nucleus; spindle pole centrosome; cytoplasm
Molecular function (GO): microtubule binding
Source: RefSeq, a predicted model, not a curated record